UUUCUAACCUUCUCUCUCUCUCUCUCUCGCUCGCUCGCCGGAAUUAUGGUCUCCGAUCGUUCAUUCUGUAACUUCUCAAUGCUUCUUCUCUUCUUCCUCUCACUGCUUUUCAGUACUUCUUCAUCCACUUCCAUUUCAGGUGAUGUCUUUGAAUCGAAGGUUUUAAUCGGUCGGAGCCUCCUCCAGGCUAGAAAAGCUUGUCCAGUGAACUUUGAAUUCUUGAACUACACCAUCAUCACAAGCAAAUGCAAGGGGCCUCGAUACCCUCCCGAACAAUGUUGUCCCGCUUUGACAGAAUUUGCUUGCCCUUAUGCCAAGGAUCUCAACGAUUUAACAAAUGAUUGCGCUUCAACCAUGUUCAGCUACAUCAACCUGUAUGGGAAAUACCCUCCUGGCCUCUUCUCUAGCGAGUGCAAGGGUGGGAAGCAAGGUCUGGAAUGCCCUGCACUCCCGCCCUCCACUUCAGCUGAUCUUAACUGGGGUUCGAUAGCACGUUUGCCAUCUCGUUCGCUGAUCCUCUCGACUGGAUUCCUACUGCUGUUAUGGCUAUUAUGAUAAGGUCCAAGUGCCUACCAUUUUUCAUUUUUUGAUUCCAAUUUGUUAUAUUACCUUAAACAUACUGAAAAAACUGCAAUUAUGUGUACUACAAGUUAUUUAUUGUCAUUGUUUCAUAACAUAAAUUUGUGUAUCUAUCUAUCCAUCACUCUUAUAGCUGUGGAAAAUGAGUUCUUGUUCAUGAGAUUGAAUUGCAGAAGUUCUUAUUUGUUCUUAA
This is a messenger RNA of Cucurbita moschata (crookneck pumpkin), 772 nucleotides long. Its product is annotated as GPI-anchored protein LLG1. Lineage: Eukaryota; Viridiplantae; Streptophyta; Magnoliopsida; Cucurbitales; Cucurbitaceae. The record is from RefSeq and is a predicted model, not a curated record. Bases 46 to 555 code for a protein of 169 amino acids. The transcript is spliced from 4 exons.